Molecule: messenger RNA, 3116 nt
Organism: Chlamydomonas reinhardtii
Lineage: Eukaryota; Viridiplantae; Chlorophyta; Chlorophyceae; Chlamydomonadales; Chlamydomonadaceae
Exons: 11
Coding region: 240-2732 (830 amino acids)
Biological process (GO): ribosomal small subunit export from nucleus; endonucleolytic cleavage in ITS1 to separate SSU-rRNA from 5.8S rRNA and LSU-rRNA from tricistronic rRNA transcript (SSU-rRNA, 5.8S rRNA, LSU-rRNA); endonucleolytic cleavage in 5'-ETS of tricistronic rRNA transcript (SSU-rRNA, 5.8S rRNA, LSU-rRNA)
Cellular component (GO): 90S preribosome; preribosome, small subunit precursor; nucleolus
Molecular function (GO): RNA binding
Source: RefSeq, a predicted model, not a curated record
GUUAAACCCUGAGCUGAAUUCCGCGGUAAGGUCAGAGUCGGGGUCAGCGUCGGCAUGGGCGCAGCGUCGUUCAUACGGCCAGGAGCAAGCGCUUCGGGUGGAUAUUUACAGCGCAUAAUAACAACUGUCAUCAGAAGAGUUGUUUUAAGGGCAGCAGCACUAGCAGCAGCUAUCUACUGCGCUUGCAAACCAACUCCUUCGCCUUUUUGCGGACUGCACCUUGCCGAUGGAAUUCUGAGAUGGGCAAGCGACGGCGUGAGGACGCUGAGGCUGAAGAGCCUGCAGCUGAAGCCGCGGAGCCGCAGCCUGAGGAUGUGGCCGCCGAUACUGGCGGCGCGGCGCAGGACGCCGGCGCCUACGAGGGCGGCGAGGAGGGUGAGGGAGGCCGUUAUGGACGCCGCAAUCGGUCGCAAGUUAAUCCCGAGACAUUGACGUACCUGGAGGAGGUCGUCGGCCAUUUCCAAACCCUGGUCGACGAUGAGGAGCGAUCGCUGCUCGUCGGCAACGUGCUUGACGAGCUGGCAGGCAAGGAGGUCAAGGUCGGCAGCGACCCAGUGUGCAGCCGUCACGUGGAGACGCUUAUGGCUUCGGCACAAGCGGGGCAGCUGCUGCGCUUCCUGACCUCCGUGUCGGACGUCGACGGCCUGUUCACGCUUGUAAGCAACCCCUUCGGCUCCCACGUGGUCGAGAAGCUGCUGGUGCGAGUGGAGAGCCAGCUGGACGGCAUGAGCAGUGAGGAGUACGACGAGUUUGUGCGGGUGAUGACGCUGCUGGUCGACGCAAUCUGCCCGCAUCUGUACGACUACGCCACCGACCGCUUCGCCACGCACGUUGUGCGCCGCCUGCUGUGCCUGGCGGCGGGGCGCAACGUCCUGCCGCCCGCCGGCAAGCCCAAGGGCAAGCAGCAGCAGGACCAGUCGCUGCCGGGGCUGGAGAACAAGCGGCGCAAAGGCGAGGUGCUGGGCGGGCUCGCUGCCAAGCUGGGACCCGGCACCGGCGGCUCGGGCGGCGGCGGCGGCCACGGUGGGCAUGGCAGCAAGGCGGCGGCGAUGGCGGCGGAGCUGCUGGGGGCGGGUGCGGACGAGGCUCCACCGGCGCGGUUGCCGGAGCUGGUGUCCAAGCUGGUUGGCGCGGCCUGCAGCGACGACCUGGUGGGGGCGGCCAUGGGCGAGAUGGUGUACCACCCCUACGCCUGCCCGCUGCUGCAGGCGCUGCUGCGCGCGGCCGCAAGCGACCGCAAGCUGCUCCGCGGGCUGGUGCCUGUGCUGCUGGGCGCAACCGCCUUCAACGACAGCGCCAAGGGCGGCGCGGGGGCGGUGCUGGAGGGCUGCCGGGACGAGGAGGUGGCGGCGCUGUUUGUGGACCCCACCGCCUCACACCUGGUGGAGGCGCUGCUGCAGGUUCUGCCCAAGUCCAUGGCGGAGGAGUUCAUCAAGCGCUUCAUGACGCCGCGUCUUGCCGACCUGGCGCACCACCCCUCGGCUAAUUUCACGCUGCAGGCCGCGCUGGCGGCGGCGCCCAGCAAGGACAUGGCCAAGGCGUUGUAUGAGGGCCUGUCCGGCCUGCUGCCCGACCUGCUGCGCAAGCGCCGCAGCGGCGUGGUGGCGGCGCUGGCGGCCUGCCUGGGCCGGCACGGCGUGUGCCAGCGGGAGCUGUGCACGGCGCUGGGCUCGGCGCUGGCGGGGCUGCCGCAAUGGGCACACCUCAAGGGCGACGCCGCGCUGGCUCCCGCCUUGCUCUGCCUGGACUCGGUGGCGGUGGUGGGCGCCAACGAGCCCUUCGCCGGCGCGCUGGCGGCCGGCAGCGGCGGCGACAACCGCGCGCCGCGGCUUUCGGCAGUGGGCUGCAGCAUCCUGAUCCAGGUGCUGCGCUACGGCCAGGGCGCAUGCCGCGCCUUCACAGACAGCGUGGCGGGGCUGCAGCCGUACGACGCCGCCCGGGUGGGCGCCGACCCCAGCGGCAGCCGCGUGCUGGAGGCGCUGCUGGAGGGCAACGCGCCUGCCAAGGUUAAGGCGGGCCUGCUGGCGCGGCUGGCGGGCCACUGGGAGCUGGUGGCCAGCACCGGCUCGGGCAGCUUCCUGGUGGAGGCAGCCUACCGCUCCGCGGAUGUGGAUGUCAAGGAGGCCAUUGCGGGCCGGCUGGCGUCUGCCGCCAAGCAACUCGAGGGCACACACUGGGGGCCGCAGCUGAUGAGCAAGGUGGGCGCGAGUGCUUACGCACGCGACCCCGAGCAGUGGCGGCGGCACGCUGCCUCGGCUUCCAAGACCCUGGACGCCUUUGCAAAGAUGUUCGGUGACGGGCCUGCGGGUGGCGCCGGCAAGGGCGCGAAGGGCAAGGCCGAGCAGCACCAACACAAGGGCAGCUCGCAAAAGGGCGAGGAGGAGGCAGAGGAGGCGGCUGCGGCGGGCCCGUCAGGGAGAGACGCCGAGCUUGAAGCGGGGCUUGGGAAGAAGAAGAAGGACAAGAAGGAUAAAAAGAAGCGGAAAGGGGAGGAGGGGGACGGGCCUGACGGGCAAGCCGGCCGAAGCGGGCAAGGGGAUGCCGGCGCCGAGGAGGAGACGGCGGAGGUGGAGGAGCAGGAUGCGACGGCCAAUCAAGGGAAGAAGAAAAAGCGGAAGGCAAGGGAGGUGGAGGCUGCCGAAGAGGCGGGCGGUGCGGCGGAUGGCGGGACACAAGCUGCGGCCUCAGAGGUCAAGAGGGCAAAAAAGCAAAAGAAGAAGGACAAGCAGUAGCACUGCGGCGCUUUGCGGCAGGUUCACAUUGGUAUAUGGUAGCCUGCUGCUGAUGACAUGCCGCAAGUUUGAUCACUCAGUAAACAUACGUACGUAGGCAGGUUGUAGCACAUGACUAGCUGGUGCAGCGUAGAUUAGGCGUAGACCAGGUGUAGUGUUUUCGGGGCAGGUGGGCGUUUAUUGCCACAUGGUGGUGCUACUGCAACUGCAACAUGAUGUAGUGCAUGCCAUGACCUUACCAGUAUCGAGAAAUGCAGCAGGAUGUUGAGUGAGCCAGUGCCCUGGGGCGACGCAGGACGUUGUUAAAAUGCCACACGGCCCCACUGGUGCAGCAGCGCAUGGCCGCCUCCUACACCGUCACCGUCCACCUACGAUCGGAACACA